CACUGGGCAUGUCUGUGUUGCCGUGUACAUUGCAUGCUUGAUGUGGUGUCUGCAUGGCUGUGCUCGCUGCAUGCAUGUUUAAUAUUCAUUCAGCAAUAUAUUUGUCUUGUCUGUGCCCUUGGUGUUACUCUAGUGCUAUCUUCCUCCUGAAUGACAUAAUUACCGCUGCUGUCACAUAAAUGAACAUCUAGUGUACGUUAGCGCUCAUGCAAAUACGGAAAAACGGAGCGGGUCGCUUUAAUUUGGACGCCGUCCCCCUUGGCGGAGGAAAAAGGCGCACUUCUAUUGAAAAAGAAAUCAUCCUAGAAGAAGAAACGCUGCUAAACGGUUAUGAAGGUUUAAGAGUAGAGGCCAGUGUUGCAUUGUGAGCUUGGUCAGUAUUGUUGGAGCAUGAGGAAACCUGUGCCACAGAAAGCUAUAGAGUGGAAAGAUGCCAGAAGGAUCAAGCAUGCCCGAAGUGGACGACCCUCCCGGGUUCCCUCACAGUACCAAGGGCACUUCAGUUGGGAGAAAUACUUGAAAGAGACCGGUACCAUCGCUGCACCUGCCUCGUGCUUCAGACAGAGUACCACACCACCAGUUAAUGAGUUCAAGGCGGGGAUGAAACUGGAGGCCCAGGACCCACGGAACACCACGUCCACCUGCAUCGCUACAGUGGUGGGCCUGACAGGCUCACGGCUGCGGCUGCGCUUGGACGGGUCCGACAACAAGAAUGACUUCUGGCGCCUGGUGGACUCCUCAGAGAUCCAGCCUAUUGGCAACUGUGAGAAGAAUGGAGGCAUGCUGCAGCCACCACUUGGUUUCCGGCUCAAUGCAUCUUCCUGGCCCAUGUUCCUCCUGAAAACACUAAAUGGAGCUGAGAUGGCACCUUCUCGCAUCUUUCACAAGCAGGAGCCUCCUGCCCCAGAGCAGAACUCCUUCCAGGUGGGCAUGAAGCUGGAGGCAGUAGACCGAAAAAAUCCUCACUUUAUCUGCCCAGCCACAGUGGGUGCAUUGCGUGGCGUUGAGGUGCUGGUCACCUUUGAUGGCUGGCGAGGAGCAUUUGACUACUACUGCCGCUAUGACUCACGUGACAUCUUCCCUGUUGGCUGGUGCGCCCUCACGGGAGACAACCUUCAACCACCUGGCACCAAAGUAGUGUUGCCUAAGAGCCUUGGGGCACUGACAGACGGGAGUGUGGAGAGUCCAGCCAUGCACCCCACCCCCACAGUGGGCAGACCACCUGGUCAGAGAGGACGAAAGCCAGGCCGCAGGAAAACCAGGGUAACAGGACCCUGGGGUCAGAAGGGCUCAGUGUUGGGACCACAGAGCAUCCAGCCAAACAAAGACCUGGGGGCGGUCAAGAUCCCCAAGAAACGAGGACCCAAGCCUGGCAGUAAGUUGGGCUGGGCCAAGAGAGCUGCCUGGUUGGAAGAUGCCAUGGCCGGCCCAGGCCGGCCAGUGACAGGCCCAGGGCGAACCAGAGGCAGACUGCCUGCCAGCUGGGCACAGAGGAUAGCUCUGCAGCAGGCCCAGACCCAGGCAGAACCUAUUAAGAUCCCAAAGAAAAGAGGGCCCAAGCCUGGCAGCAAGAGAAAACCACGCGUGGUACCUAAUCCAGUCCCCACAUCUCCCACCAGCAGCACCCCAGAGCCUGACACCAGCACUGUGCCUCUGGACAAUGCCACCAUCCCCAACUCUGCACUACAGGCUCCCACAGUUUGUGUGUACCUUAACAAGUACGGCAAAGUGGGUCCCCAUUUGGAUCAGCGGCGUAUCCAGCAACUCCCAGACCAUUUUGGGCCAGGCCGAGCCUCUUCGGUGCUUCAGCAGUGUGUCCAGGCUUGUGUGGACUCUGCCCACAAUCAGGGCACAGUGUUUGCCUGCCUCAAGUCUGGACAAGGUGGCGAAGUCAUUUCAGCCUUCUUUGACCAGCAGCAGCGCACCCUGACCCUGCCUACAGUCAGCAGUGUCACCUACGUCCUCCGCUUCCUAGAAAAACUCUGCCACAACCUGCACUGCGAUCCUCUGUUUGGCAGCCAGCCUGUAGCCAGAGGAGCUCUGCACUGUGAUAGUCACCCAUACACUACAGACAGGAGAGGUUUUGGUGACAGCCUGACAACGGGCCCAGGCCGGGGCACCAAGAGGUUUCUCCAGGACUACAGAAGUCCCCUUCCCCAGAACCUGGUCAAAAUACCCCGGCACUCCAUUGAUGGCGAGUCCUUCGUGGAGAGCAGAGUUGCCACAUCAGAGCACAUAAAGAAGAGCCCUCUCUGUCCGAACUCAACGGGACAAACACCAGGCCUAAGGUCUCCCUCUAGGCUGCUGCAUCACAACAGCUCUACAGGCUCUGGCAGUUUCCGGGAGAGCCCGAGGCCCAGUGGUCAGGACCCCAGCCUGUGGACAGUGGACGAUGUCAUGCGGUAUAUCAGAGAUAUCGACCCAGUUUUAGCUCCACAUGCUGACCUAUUCAGAAAACAUGAGAUUGAUGGCAAAGCUCUCCUGUUGCUACGUAGUGACAUGAUGAUGAAAUACAUGGGCUUGAAACUCGGCCCAGCCCUCAAACUCACGUUCCACAUCGACAAGCUCAAACGGACUUGAGGAAGUCAGCUGACGAGCCGCAGUCUUCCAAAGGACUAAACUCCAACCCCACAUCCCUUUUAAGAUCAGUAUAACAUGCACUACAUAUUGGACACGUACUGACCAUUUACACGUAGCAACCUCCAUCAGAUCACCAUAUCUGAUAUUACAUACCCCUGUCCUGACCUCAUCCAAUGAGGAAUGAUUUUUGUGUAGCACAAUCCAGCCUUAAGGCAGCAUGGGAUACGUAGGAACACCCACUUAUCUGUCAUCUCCUUUGCAUUUCAGUAUAACUCGAAGAGUCAUAUGUGGCCAUUUUAACUGUAAAAGGCUUUUUGGCCUGCCUUUAUUAUUUUACAUUUAUUUUGUACAUUUCAUAUUUUGUACUUCAUAAAUAUAUGGACUUGUAUUUUUGCCUUUUUCAGAAGUUUGUGUCAGUUACUUUAAAGUAAUAAAACCCUAAUGAAAGACCAGAAAUCACUACAUUCAUCCCCGUAAUUGGGAAUGCUUCUGAUUUAAAAUCUCCAAAAUAGUUUUUACAUUUACAUUAGUUUUGGGGGGGAAAUCAAACUAUUCUGAAAAUACUGCCAUGAUGAAUUUUUUGUCUUAUUCUGGAUGUUGUAUACCAUGCUUUGUCUUGUCCUUGCUAUUUGUACUUUUUAAAUUUUUAUACUGUAAUAUUAGAGUUCCUACAUGGAGAGCCCUAUCAUACCUAACAUUGUUCAAUAAAUAU
Molecule: messenger RNA, 3292 nt
Organism: Monopterus albus (swamp eel)
Lineage: Eukaryota; Metazoa; Chordata; Actinopteri; Synbranchiformes; Synbranchidae
Product: Scm polycomb group protein homolog 1
Exons: 17
Coding region: 391-2580 (729 amino acids)
Biological process (GO): negative regulation of DNA-templated transcription
Cellular component (GO): nucleus
Molecular function (GO): chromatin binding; histone binding
Source: RefSeq, a predicted model, not a curated record